AAGACACUGACGGCAACGUCUGUACCGGACACUGGACGCUAGAUCUCGGACGGGACUGUACCGCAGGCACCACCUGUGACAACUGGUCGGCCUUGCCUCACGUAGCCCUGCAAUCUGGUGUCCUUGUGAAGGCAGAUGAGGGGUUAAGGUUUAUGUCUGUCCGAAGGUCGAAUUUCUCGAUGACAAUGUAGUUUUGCCGGUUCGAGCUGCGAGGAUCGAUGGACGAGUUUGUGCUGUAGAUCAAGAGGAGAUCGCGAUUACACUACCGAGGUCGGAUCUAGUGCAGGGAUUUCGAGGGCAUUGUGGAGCUGGUGAUUGGAUUUGCCGCCGAGAGAAGUAAUGGAGGGAGAGCAGACGGAGUUGAAUCUGCAAGUCGCAGCACUUUUGAGACGUGCGUAUUUUGAUUAUGCACCCUCUUUUUGGAGUGUACAGGAAGGUUGAUCAGACAUGCCUUCGACACCGCAGGAUUUUUAUCCUUCUGAGGAGGAUUUGCUCUAUGAGGAAGAGAUUUGAAGAAACCUUACAGCUCAAAGCUAUGGUGGCGCUACCUGCAAGCUCGUCUCUCUGGCCUGCAGAUUUAUGCAAUCCAUCGGAGGAGGAAUCAGGCGUUUCACUGAUGAGGUCGUGCACCUCUGGACAUCGCUCGCUGAUUACUACAUGAGGAGAAGCUUGUUUGAAAAGGAGAGAGAUGUUUUCGAGGAAGAUGUGACUAGUUUUAGUAAUGUGAGAGGUUUCAGCUUGAUCUUUGAUUACAGCUUGAUCAUGGCUAGAUUUAAGGCGUUGGAAGAUGAAGACGAGGAAGGAGCGGACCUAAUGCCACAAGUGAACGGUGCUGAUUGGGAAGAUGAGAAGGCGAAGUCACGAAAAUGAAGGACAUCCAAGGAAAACUGGGAAAAUGAAAAUUUCUCGGACUUCUGGCUGUAUGACGCCAAUGAUAUAGAUUUAUGACUCGCAAGAUUCAACCUCUGGAAAGUGGAACCUAAUUCAAAUGAAAAAUAAAGUUCUCUAUUCCAUCUC
Molecule: messenger RNA, 1017 nt
Organism: Marchantia polymorpha subsp. ruderalis
Lineage: Eukaryota; Viridiplantae; Streptophyta; Marchantiopsida; Marchantiales; Marchantiaceae
Source: the annotation of a GenBank genome assembly